This is a messenger RNA of Nyctereutes procyonoides (raccoon dog), 1758 nucleotides long. RefSeq names its product centrosomal protein 57 like 1 (gene CEP57L1). Bases 121 to 1545 code for a protein of 474 amino acids. Gene Ontology annotation, cellular component: centrosome. The record is from RefSeq and is a predicted model, not a curated record. Gene Ontology annotation, molecular function: microtubule binding; gamma-tubulin binding; identical protein binding. The transcript is spliced from 12 exons. Lineage: Eukaryota; Metazoa; Chordata; Mammalia; Carnivora; Canidae.
CGUUGCCCGUGGCGGCCUUCGAGCCAACGGUUAGCGCGGACGGAGCUUGGAAACAGCAACUUAGAUAGAUGCAGUCUCCCAUGGGGAGCAGCAAAAACCUGGAGGGAUGGAGACCUGAUAAUGGAUUCUGAAUUAAUGCAUAGUAUAGUCGGAAGCUAUCUUAAACCUCCAGAAAGAGUGUUUUUUCCAUCAUUUACCCAGAAUAAUGAAUCAUCUCAGACUCCCCACUAUGCAAACAUUGAAGGUACCUCUCCUAAAAUGCUACAUAGUCCAAAUAGCCAAGCUCUUAUGUUAGCCUUAAAAACUCUUCAGGAAAAGAUUCAUCGUUUAGAAUUGGAGAGAACACAAGCUGAAGAUAACCUAAACAUUCUCUCCAGAGAAGCAGCAGAGUAUAAAAAGGCCUUGGAGAAAGAAACAAAUGAGAGAAAUUUGGCACACCAGGAACUGAUAAAGCAGAAAAAGGAUAUUACUAUACAGUUAAGCUCAGCCCAGUCUCGCUGUACUCUUCUAGAGAAGCAACUAGAAUAUACAAAGAGAAUGGUUCUCAAUGUAGAGCGAGAGAAGAAUAUGAUCCUAGAACAACAGGCCCAGCUUCAAAGGGAAAAAGAACAAGAUCAUAUGAAGCUGCAAGCAAAACUUGAAAAGCUUGAUGUCUUAGAAAAAGAAUGUUUUAAACUUACAACAACUCAGAAAACUGCUGAGGACAAGAUUAAACAUUUAGAGGAAAAACUUAAGGAAGAAGAACAUCAGCGUAAGCUAUUUCAAGACAAAGCAUCUGAACUUCAAACUGGACUUGAAAUCAAUAGAAUUUUAAUGUCUUCAGUAUCAAAUCCAAAAAGCUCCAAGGAGAAGAAGAAAUCUUUGAAGAAAACUAGAUGUUUAAAGGAACGACCACCUCAGCAAAUUUAUUCAAAGUCUGGAUCACUGCCAAUUGUGGCAAAAAAGUCUUCCAGUGCCAGCCAUUCUGUGAAUACAAGUAUGCAAAGCCUCCUGCAGGUAGCACAACAUUAUGGGCCACAUACCCAUCAGAAACUUACUGAGCCUCGAUGUCUCUACAAGCCUAUUAGAACAACUUCCCAGGGUAAAGCUGAACCUUCUGACUCAAAACAUUCCAUUUCUAUUGGUGACAAUUUGUCUGAACUUUUGAUGGCAAUGCAGGAUGAGCUGGACCAAAUGAAUAUGAAGCACGAAGAACUACUGAAUCAAAUGAAGGAAACUGAAAGUCAUUCAGUCCGUGAAGACCUAGAAUGUGAACUAGAACAUUUAGUCAAGAAAAUGGAAAUUAAAGGAGAACAGAUUUCCAAACUGAUAAAGCAUCAAGAAAAUGUCCGUAAACUGCAGCAAAAAGUUCAACAGUCAAAGAUGAGUGAAGCUUCAGGUAUUCAGCGAGAAGAUAACAACCUUAAAGGAUCAAAGAACAUAAAAAAUAGUUCCAGGAAAUGUUUGCUAACUAACUCUCUUCAGAAGAACAGCAGCUUUCAUCCAGUACAAGUCCAUAAUCUUCAAAUGAAAUUGAGAAGAGAUGAUAUCAUGUGGGAACAGUAACACAAUAGUAAAACUGUCACCUUAAACGAACUCUGUCAGUGAGAUCUUGAAUUGUCUAAAGUGGUUUUAAUUUAAUAUACCUUUAUGAAAUUUUGAAUUAUGCUUCUAGUCCCUAUAAAGUGUCAAGUUGUAGUAUUUUUAAAUUAAUGCCAAGACCUCCUAAGAGUCACAAAUAAUAAAUGACUACAUUUCUGUUUCUCUUACUGACUGAAA